AUGGUAUGGGGGCAUGCGAGGCGUGACACGGGAAGGCCGUGUUUGACGGUGUUGGUGAACGCUGUGAGGUUAGCUGCAUUACGGAGUGUUGAUGUUUACGCUGAAUGCUGCAAAAGAUGUACAGCAAUGCCAGGAGCGCCUCGAAAGAAAUGUGCUGAGAGGAAGCUAUUAGCAGUAAAGAAUAGAGGGAAAAAAAGGGUACGACCGAUGGCACAACAAUCUGAUCUACUCGGUAGCUUAGUUGGGGAGAACGACUCUCAACCCGAGAUGUUUCGGAAAUUUUUAAAACAUGAACAACGCGAAACACCACCACGUUUGUCUCCGGCAGUCGAUGGUCUCUCGAAUGAUCUUAGUGUUUCCCCAGAUGAUAGUAACAGCAACAAUGCAGAUACUAGGAAACCCUGUAUAUUACUUCCGAAAAAUAGCGAUGACAGUCAGGGGUCACUGUUGGAUAGAAAGGAUGAAGUUCAGCGACUGCUUUCGAAAACCGCUGAACAGGAAAUGCCACAGCUCGACAAUGAAUGUCAGAAUGCUGCAUGUGGACAGGACAAUGGUACUGAUCCUGAAUCGGUAGCAACAUCUUCAGUGCAUUCAGAUGAUACGCCACCCCGUUUAACUGCUGCCCAAGUUAGCUCGUCAUUUGCAUCAAAUGUGAUGGAUGAAGAAAGCCGUGGAGAAUACUGUGACGAUAAUGCAUCACCUCCACCUCUUGAUAAGUACGCAUCUGCUGCAUCGUCACCAAUAGUUCCUGGAUCCAGAGCGAGAGAUUCAACACUGUGGACUUUACGCCUCAGACGGCGUCCAUUUUAUACAUCUUUGUUUAGUUCAGCUUCUGAAGCUGGUCCUUCGGUGAACAAAAGAAGUUGCUCAGAAGCAGACUGGGCAAACAGGCUAGCGGAAGUGCUCAGGGAGUUGCAUCCCAGUCAGCUAGUACUGGCAAAAGAAACCAUUCAUUCAACAGUUGUCAAAAUUUUAGCACAAGAAAUAACGUCUGAUAUAUCAUGUCUUAUGAAUUUGAUUGAAAAUCAGGAUCGCCGCGCUGCUGCUUUCGAAAGAGUUCUUAAGGAUUUGAAGAAAUUUAAAGCUGAUUGCACUUAUGAUUCCGCUCUUUAA
Molecule: messenger RNA, 1113 nt
Organism: Acanthocheilonema viteae
Lineage: Eukaryota; Metazoa; Nematoda; Chromadorea; Rhabditida; Onchocercidae
Source: the annotation of a GenBank genome assembly